AUGGCCUUCCCACCCAAGGCAGUCAUAGGUCGGAUGGAAAACGUGGGAUACCGUAGAAAGCGUCAUCAGGCAGUCUUUCAGAUGACGGCCCCAGUGGUCUGGGCCGACUUGUCCGCACCCGGAAGGCUACUUUGCCAUCUCCGCCGUGGCUUGCACGACGACGCCCCGUCCUCCCCGGCGGCUGAUCCGAGCCGUACCCUCAUCCAUAUUUGUUAUCCUUCCCAGGUAUUUCCCCCUCUCAUGGUUGCACAAUUUUCUCUCGUCCCUUCUUCUGCCCAAUCUCGUACUGCUGGUCUUCCCGACUUUGGUGUUCACCGGAACGCACCCCCACGAGUCCUUGGACGCCUUCACUUCCGUCAUGAUUUGAUCACAACACCAUUUGAUACCACAGCGAAAACCAUAUCAUUGUUGCAAUGA
This is a messenger RNA of Colletotrichum paranaense, 417 nucleotides long. RefSeq lists its product as uncharacterized. Bases 1 to 417 code for a protein of 138 amino acids. The record is from RefSeq and is a predicted model, not a curated record. The transcript has 2 exons. NCBI's taxonomy places the organism in Eukaryota, Fungi, Ascomycota, Sordariomycetes, Glomerellales, Glomerellaceae.